Messenger RNA from Xenopus tropicalis (tropical clawed frog), 4905 nucleotides. The record is from RefSeq and is a predicted model, not a curated record. Lineage: Eukaryota; Metazoa; Chordata; Amphibia; Anura; Pipidae.
GCUCAGUGUGACACAGGGACUGGCUGGUCCGGGACGGAAUUCAUCGCAGCACCGAGGGGCCACACACAGGGCCAGGGGCCACACACAGGGCCAGCUCCCUGAGAGCCACACACACGGGGCAGCCAUAGGGGGAGCUGUAGCGCUUAUGGAUCGGUGAAACCCAAGUUGCACAGUGACAGGACAGUCGCUGCAGCUGUCGCACUCUCGGAUCGGUAGCGACCAGCUGGGCUGAGUGGAACAUCCCUGGCGGAUCCCCGGUACGGGCUGUGUGAGGGGCUUCAUCAGACCCCUAAAUACUGGAAUUAUUUGUAGGGGGUUAAACUUGUCGCUGGAAAGGAGGGAGAGUAGCGCGAUUUAUUGGGAUUGCGACUCUCAAGUUAUCACUGAUCUGGGGCGCAGGGAGUCGGAUACCCCCCCAAAACUUCCCAUCACUUGGAUCUAGAAGCCCAUCUGCCCCCCAAGCCUGGUGUCCCCUUCCCAAGACUAAAUCGCUGGAAUAUCACUCGGCAGCGACAGGUGGCACCCAGCCUUCAUUCCACCCCAACUGGGGGCUACAGAGAACAUGCAGGGACCCCUGUGCUUGCGGAGAACCGCGGAGAGGAGCAGCAUGACGGGAAUUCUGCGACUACUGUUGGUCACUUCUCUACUGUCGUGCUGGAAACAGGCUCUAGUAGGGGCAAACUCCUGGUGGUCGCUGGCGCUGAAUCCAGUACAGAGGCCAGAGAUGUAUAUCAUUGGCGCCCAGCCUCUGUGUAGCCAACUGACUGGGCUCUCGCCCGGGCAAAGGAAGUUGUGCCAACUCUAUCAGGAUCACAUGGUCUACAUUGGAGAAGGAGCCAAGACUGGCAUCAAGGAGUGCCAGCACCAGUUCAAGCACAGGAGGUGGAACUGCAGUACUGUGGACAAUAACUCCGUGUUUGGCAGGGUCAUGCAGAUUGGAAGCAGAGAGGCGGCAUUUACUUACGCCAUUAGUGCCGCUGGGGUGGUUAACGCCAUCAGCCGUGCCUGCCGGGAAGGGGAGCUCUCCACUUGUGGCUGCAGCCGGACUCCUCGCCCCAAGGAUCUGCCUCGGGAUUGGCUUUGGGGGGGCUGCGGGGACAACGUAGAGUAUGGAUACCGUUUUGCCAAGGAGUUUGUGGACGCACGGGAAAGGGAGAAGAAUUUCCCAAAAGGGUCCGAAGAGCAGGCACGCUCUCUAAUGAACCUCCAGAAUAACGAGGCGGGGCGCAGGGCUGUGUACAAGCUGGCCGACGUGGCUUGCAAGUGCCACGGUGUGUCGGGGUCCUGUAGCCUGAAGACCUGCUGGUUGCAGCUGGCCGACUUCCGCAAAGUGGGCGAGUACAUAAAGGAGAAGUACGACAGCGCCGCCUCCAUGCGCUUGAAUAAGCGCAACAAACUGGAGCAGGUCAACCAACGUUUCAACCCUCCCACGGCAGAGGACUUGGUGUAUCUGGAUCCCAGCCCCGACUACUGUCUGUACAAUGAAACCACGGGCUCCCUGGGCACCCACGGCCGCCAGUGCAACAAGACGUCGGAGGGCAUGGACGGCUGCGAGCUGAUGUGCUGCGGGAGGGGCUACGACCAAUUCAAGACGGUCCAAGUGGAGCGCUGCCACUGUAAAUUCCACUGGUGCUGUUUUGUCAAGUGCAAAAAGUGCACUGAAAUCGUGGACCAGUAUGUGUGCAAAUAAGGGGGCCCAGACGGCUACCACCUCACAUCGACUAUUGCCCACCCGUUUCCCACGAUUCCCUCCACGCACCCUUUUACCCAAGCACGGGGGAGCGAUGGAGGCAAAAAAAAAUAGAUAUGUAUAGGGCAUAAAAUUAUAUAUAUGUAGAUAUAUAUAUAUAUUUUUCUAUGUGUAUAAAGGAAGAUGAACUCCAGGAACUGACACCCUGAUUAAUAGGGAAUGAGGGGAUUUUGGAACGAUGGUGGUUGAAGGAUGAACGCCCCCCCACGCCCCGCCGCCGCCGUUGUAAGGCUGAACUGCGGGCUCAUCCUAUAAAGGACAUCGGCAUGUAACGAGGCCAAGGCUCGGCUACUAAGAACUCACGUGGGCCUAGAGAGAACGGGCUGGCGAUGGGAAAUUAUGGGAUGCCUCCGCCCCCCCCGCCCAGCACUUCUCUGUUGCAAAUCUGCCCUGCCAUCUGUACCCUGCAGACUUUACAGCCAGAAUAGGGGCUGCUGGCAAAAGAAUAAGCCACAGCCGGCUACAACAUCCCUGGCCGCUGGGCUACUGCUUGCCUCUGGACAAUCACUAUUGGGAACUAAGGAGGAAAAAAAAAAACAAAACAGCUUUGACUUUUUUUUUAUAGCAAAACAAAUUCAUCCCUGCAGCACUGUUUGAGUUUAAAGGGGAAAUAGACCCAGUUUGGGCUUGCCGUUUCAUUUUUAUUUUCCCUUUAAUAUAGAAACAUAUAUGAGGGUACAAGUAAUUUUGUGCUUGAAUAAAUGUUUAGUAUUUUUAAUAUAUAGGGGAGAGUUGCCAUACCACCUUGACAAAUAUCGGGGCACAUGUUGUUGUUGACAAUAGGGAAUAACCAUGCUGAGACUAGCAAUAUGACAGUUUUUUAUACUGAGAAAAAGAAUGCUCAGUGCAUACAAUAGGCUAUCCCCUUAUACUGUACUGUCUAAUGUUCUUGUCUAAGGGAAAGAGAACCCCUUUUGCCCAGGCAGUCACAUAGCAACAAACACAGCUUUAACCCCCUUGCAACCUACUGUAUCUUCAUGUAGAGAAUUUGUUCAUACUGCCCCCUAGAGGUAGUGAAAGAGAAUACACAGCAGUACAUUACAGCCCUGCUGGCACCCUAAAGUAAAAAGCACUGGCUUUUCCCCUCUCGGUAUCUCAUUAUUUGACUGAGUACCUGGGACCCCUUAGGACUGCCACAGACCAACCCACUGGCCAUCUAUAGAUAUGCCUCUAAAGGUGGCCAUACACCUUCAUAUCCGCUCGCUUGGCGAUGUCGCCAAGCGAGCGGAUCUUCUCCCGAUAUCCCCCACCUACGGGUGGGGGGAUAUUGGGAGAAUCCAGGUUAAUUCGAUCAUUUGGCCUUGGGGCCAAAGGAUCAAAUUAUAACAACGGGUAUAGGCAAAGUCGGUUCGGGGACCACACCAACGAGGCGAUGCGGUUCCAGAUCCGACUAAAUUUUUUAUCCUGCCCGAUCGAUAUCUGCCCCAUUUCAGGCCAGAUAUCAGUUGGGCAGGCCCGUCGUUAGUGCCCCUACACGGGCCGAUAAGCUGCUGAGUCGGUCUAAGGGACAGAUAUCGGCAGCUAGAAUCGGCCCGUGUAUGGCCACCUUAAUCCCACCUUUUCCCAACUCAGACCUAGCCCAAAUCGGUGGUUUGCCAUCUCUUUUAUAUAAGUGCUCAACCUGCCCAUAUCUGGCAUGGCACAGGUAUAUAAGAGAUCUCAGCUGCAGGGUUGAGUUGGGGCCAAAGGGGCCCAUUAGGACAGCGGGGCAGUGUUUUUCCUGGUACCCGGUGGGCCAGUCCAACAUGGCUGCCUAUUUGUAUUUAUGGUUGGAAGUUGUCAAAUUAUUUCCCAUAGACAGUACAGUUUUAACGUAUAUUUAUUGUGUGCCCAGAGCAUUCUUUCUGAACUUUUUUAGUACAGGUAUGGCACCCAUUAUCCAGAAUGCCCGGGACCUUGAGUUUUCCGGAUAAGGGAUCUUUCCGUAAUCUGGAUCUCCACACCUUAAGUCUGCUAAAAGAUUAUUUAAACAUUAAUUAAACCCAAUAGGAUUGUUUUGCCAAUAAAGAUUAAUUAUAUCUUAGUUGGGAUCAAGUACAGGUACUGUUUUAUUAUUACAGAGAAAAGGGAAUCAUUUAACCAUGAAAUAAACCCAAUAGGGCUGUUCUGCCCCAAUAAGGGGUAAUUAUAUCUUAGUUGGGAUCAAGUACAGGUACUGUUUUAUUAUUACAGAGAAAAAAGAAAAUCAUUUAACCAUUAAAUAAACCCAAUAGGGCUGUUCUGCCCCCAAUAAGGGGUAAUUAUAUCUUAGUUGGGAUCAAGUACAGGUACUGUUUUAUUAUUACAGAGAAAAGGGAAUCAUUUAACCAUUAAAUAAACCCAAUAGGGCUGUUCUGCCCCAAUAAGGGGUAAUUAUAUCUUAGUUGGGAUCAAGUACAAGGUACUGUUUUAUUAUUACAGAGAAAAAAGAAAAUCGUUUUUAAAAAAAAGACUUAUUUGCUUAUAAUGGAGCCUAUAGGAGAUGGCCUUUUUCGUAAUUCAAAACUUUCUGGAUAACGGGUUUCCGGAUAAUGGAUUUCAUACCUGUAUGGGAGCUUUUUAAACGCCCAGAAGAUUUCUUCUUUUCAUAUUUGCAUUUAUAAAUUUAAGUGGGCAAUUCAAUGCCCUGUUGUUUGCCUUGGUUAUGACAAGCAUUGCAUUACAAGUCAACAGCACCCCCUACUGGUGUUAUACUUGUCUCUAUGUUGGGCAACCAAUAUGGCAGCUCCAUUAGUGCUAAUCUCAGGGAUCUGGCCCCCUGAAGCUUCCCUGGCUGCGCAGGAAGUACUGGUUAUGGCGGAUAUCAUUCGUACUCGUUGGGUUUGCUAUUUAUUACACAAUUACCAUUUGGAGAAUAACAGAAUUGUUUGUAUGAAGCUUCCGAUGAACAAGAUGGAGCUGUCCGUGGCCAAAUGGCACAUUCUGUAAACCCGGAAACAGCUCAGUCCACUGCUGUGGUCUCCUGGACAAAGGGGGAUUGGCCGGAGGAAGAGCAGACACAUACUGUAUAGAUCACCUCUAUGCUUUGUAUGGUUGGAAAUAUUGUAUCUUAAAAAAAAAAAUACACAAAUUCUCUAAUUUUGUUGUCUUUUUGGGGGGGGCAAAGGUGUGAACAAUUCUAUUGUUCUUGAUGUUUCCAAGUGCAUCUGUCUGCCCAAUAAACAGAACUUGCAGUA